Messenger RNA from Hemicordylus capensis (graceful crag lizard), 1911 nucleotides. RefSeq names its product phosphogluconate dehydrogenase (gene PGD). The record is from RefSeq and is a predicted model, not a curated record. Bases 285 to 1736 code for a protein of 483 amino acids. Gene Ontology annotation, molecular function: phosphogluconate dehydrogenase (decarboxylating) activity; NADP binding. Gene Ontology annotation, cellular component: cytosol. NCBI's taxonomy places the organism in Eukaryota, Metazoa, Chordata, Lepidosauria, Squamata, Cordylidae. Gene Ontology annotation, biological process: pentose-phosphate shunt, oxidative branch; pentose-phosphate shunt. The transcript is spliced from 13 exons.
AAGGGAUUGGGAAGAGGGCGGCGGCGCGCGCUGGCUGCGGCGCCUUUAAAGGGCGAGGCGCGCCCUUCUCCGCCCCGCGCGUCUGAGCCGACCUGCGGCUGGCCGGGUAGGUGCUCAGCAGCAGCAGCAGCCCUCCCCUCGGUGGGCUGGCCCAGGCGCAACGAGAGGGAGUCGCCGCCGCCGCCGCCACCGCUUGCAAGGGGAAGAGGGCUGAGGGACCCGCCGCCGCCUGCCCAGCUCGACGACGCAACCAGCUUCGCCCCGCCGCCGCCGCCGCCGCCGCCAUGGCCCAAGCAGACAUCGCCUUGAUUGGACUGGCCGUGAUGGGUCAGAACUUGAUCCUAAACAUGAACGACCAUGGCUUUGUGGUCUGUGCAUUUAACAGAACUGUAUCCAAAGUGGACGACUUCCUGGCAAACGAAGCCAAGGGGACCAAGGUUAUCGGGGCUCACUCCUUGGAAGAAAUGGUCUCCAAGUUGAAGAAACCUCGGCGGAUUGUCCUGCUGGUGAAGGCUGGCGGUGCAGUGGAUGACUUCAUCAACAAGUUGGUACCUCUGCUCAGUGCUGGAGACAUCAUUGUUGACGGAGGAAACUCUGAAUACCGAGACAGCACGAGGCGAUGCAGAGACCUCAAAGAAAAAGGCAUCUUGUUCGUAGGCAGUGGCGUCAGCGGGGGCGAAGAAGGGGCCAGGUACGGCCCCUCCCUCAUGCCAGGGGGAGCCAAAGAGGCAUGGCCUCACAUCAAGACAAUAUUUCAGAGCAUUGCUGCCAAAGUGGGGACCGGAGAACCCUGCUGCGAUUGGGUAGGCGAUGAGGGGGCUGGGCACUUUGUGAAAAUGGUGCACAAUGGGAUAGAAUACGGGGACAUGCAGUUGAUCUGCGAGGCCUACCACCUCAUGAAAGACGUGCUGGGCAUGGACCACGACGAGAUGGCCAAGGUGUUUGAAGACUGGAAUAAGACAGAAUUGGACUCCUUCCUGAUUGAAAUCACUGCCAAUAUCUUGAAGUUCCGUGAUGCUGACGGCAAACACCUGCUCCCCAAAAUCAGGGAUAGCGCUGGCCAGAAGGGCACAGGAAAGUGGACGGCCAUCUCUGCCUUGGAAUAUGGGGUCCCUGUCACUCUCAUUGGGGAGGCUGUCUUUGCACGGUGCCUGUCUUCUCUCAAGGACGAAAGGCUUCAGGCCAGCAAACUCCUUAGUGGACCCAAAGUGACGCAGUUCAGCGGGAAUAAGACGGCCUUUCUGGAGGACAUCCGUAAAGCCCUCUAUGCCUCCAAGAUAAUUUCCUAUGCCCAAGGCUUCAUGUUGCUGAGGCAAGCAGCAAAAGAGUUUGGCUGGACACUGAAUUAUGGUGCCAUUGCCCUCAUGUGGCGUGGUGGCUGCAUCAUCCGAAGUGUAUUCCUGGGGAAAAUCAAAGAAGCUUUUGACCGAAAUUCUGACCUCCAAAACCUACUAUUGGAUAACUUUUUUAAGACAGCGGUGGAGGGUUGUCAGGAUUCCUGGCGACGUGCCAUCAGCACCGGUGUCCAGAUGGGCAUCCCAAUGCCAUGCUUCACCACCGCACUUUCUUUCUACGAUGGGUACAGGCAUGGUACUCUGCCAGCUAACCUGAUUCAGGCUCAACGGGAUUAUUUUGGUGCUCAUACCUAUGAACUCUUAACCAAACCAGGGGAGCAUGUCCACACCAACUGGACAGGACAUGGAGGCACGGUGGCCUCCUCGGCAUAUAAUGCCUAGGGGGGAAACAUCCAUCGGGAAAACUGCUGUAGACACAAGACAUUCCAUUUUUGCUGGUUAUUCUCUACACCUUCGACACUUUUUUCUUAGAUUUCGUGUUUGGGAAUUUCUGUUAAAAAUAACAACAACUUGUCAGUAUGUCUUGUAAAGGAGCCAAAAUAAACUGUGGAACUUC